Teleopsis dalmanni is the source of this 3379-nucleotide messenger RNA. It is a transcript of the gene Karybeta3, whose product is annotated as importin-5. Bases 115 to 3267 code for a protein of 1050 amino acids. The transcript has 9 exons. Lineage: Eukaryota; Metazoa; Arthropoda; Insecta; Diptera; Diopsidae. Gene Ontology annotation, biological process: protein import into nucleus. Gene Ontology annotation, molecular function: nuclear import signal receptor activity. The record is from RefSeq and is a predicted model, not a curated record. Gene Ontology annotation, cellular component: nucleus; cytoplasm.
AAUGAUGUCCGCCAACAAGCAGAGGAUGCCUACAAUGAGUUACCAAGAGCGGUGAAAGUUACUCAUUUACUAGGCAGUAUCCACAAUGGUCAGCAAGCAGAGGACCACCGACAGAUGGCAGCUGUGCUUUUACGACGGCUAUUUACAUCAGAAUUUUUGGACUUUUAUAAAGAGCUACCACAAGAAUCACAGGCCCAAUUUUUACAACAGAUCUUGCUUGGUGUUCAGCAAGAAGUUACACCAAAUUUACGUCGGAAAAUAUGUGAAGUAGUUGCAGAAGUAGCACGCAAUCUUAUCGAUGAGGAUGGAAAUAAUCAGUGGCCAGAUUUUCUGCAGUUUCUGUUUCAGUGUGCAAAUUCACCAUCAGCACAACUGCAAGAAUCCGCUUUACGGAUAUUUGCCAGCGUACCAUCAGCUUUUGGCAAUCAGGAACAAAAUUACCUUGAACUAAUUAAACAAAUGUUAGCAAAGAGUUUAGAACCGACAGCUGAUGUUGAAGUGAGGUUUCAAGCUGUAAGGGCGGUAGGUGCAUUUAUAUUGCAACACGACAAGGAAAAGGAGGCUAUUGUGUUUAAACAAUUUUCGGAUCUAUUACCUCGUAUGAUAUUGAUAACAGCAGAGAGUAUAGAAGCACAAGAUGAUCAAAGCUUGUUGAAAUUAUUGAUUGAUAUGACGGAAACAUGUCCAAAGUUUUUACGCGGUCAAUUGGAAGUCAUAUUUGAGAUGUGCAUGAAGGUAUUUAGUUCCCCCGAUAUUGAAGAUACCUGGCGACAUUUAGUACUUGAGGUUAUGGUCUCACUAUCAGAAAAUGCUGCUGCAAUGGUACGGAAACGUGCUGAUAAAUAUGUAACUGCGCUUAUACCACUUGUACUACAAAUGAUGACUGACAUGGAUGACGAUGAAGAAUGGGCCAUAUCUGAUGUUGUUAUUGACGAAGAUAACAGCGAUAAUAACGUUAUUGCUGAAGCUUCUUUGGAUCGUUUGGCAUGUGGUUUAGGUGGUAAAACAGUUCUACCACAGGUUAUGGCUGUAUUGCCUUCCAUGUUAGCUCAUGCUGAUUGGAAACAACGGUACGCCGCUUUAAUGGCAAUUUCUGCUAUUGGUGAAGGUUGUCACAAACAAAUGGAGACUAUGCUAGAUCAAAUUAUGUCAGGCGUUUUAAAUUUCUUACGCGAUCCCCAUCCACGUGUACGUUAUGCUGCUUGCAAUGCUAUUGGACAAAUGUCAACAGAUUUUGCACCUACCUUUGAGAAGAAAUUCCAUGAACAAGUAAUUCCUGGAUUACUCUCUUUAUUGGAUGAUGUGCGCCAUCCACGUGUGCAAGCUCAUGCAGGUGCUGCCCUAGUGAACUUCUCCGAGGAUUGUCCAAAACAUAUUUUGACACGUUACCUUGAUGGUAUAAUGCUGAAAUUGGAAACCAUACUAAAUUCUAAAUUCAAAGAAUUGGUGGAAAAGGGUAACAAAUUAGUGCUAGAGCAAGUAGUGACAACAAUUGCAUCGGUUGCUGAUACUUGUGAAAAGGAAUUUGUUGCUUAUUAUGAUCGUUUAAUGCCAUGUCUAAAGUUUAUAAUACAGAAUGCAAACGCCGAAGAUUUGCGUAUGUUGCGUGGUAAAACAAUUGAGUGCGUGAGUUUGAUUGGUUUGGCUGUUGGUCGGGAGAAAUUUAUCACAGAUGCAGGUGAUGUUAUGGAUAUGCUGCUAAAAACACAUACUGAAGGCGAUUUGCCUGAUGAUGAUCCUCAAACUUCAUAUUUAAUAACUGCUUGGGCGCGUAUGUGUAAAAUACUUGGCAAACAAUUUGAACAAUAUUUGCCAUUAGUAAUGGGUCCAGUAAUGCGAACAGCAGCAAUGAAACCCGAAGUAGCUUUAUUGGACAACGAGGAAGUAGAGGAUAUUGAAGGAGAUGUUGAUUGGUCAUUUAUCAAUUUAGGCGAACAGCAAAAUUUCGCAAUACGUACUGCUGGUAUGGAAGAUAAGGCAUCGGCAUGUGAUAUGUUAGUAUGUUAUGCACGUGAACUAAAAGAAGGUUUUGCUGACUAUGCCGAGGAAGUGGUACGUCUAAUGGUGCCCAUGCUCAAAUUCUAUUUCCAUGAUGGUGUACGAUCAGCUGCAGCUGAAUCUUUACCAUACUUAUUAGAAUGUGCAAAAAUUAAAGGUCCACAAUAUUUGGAGGGUAUGUGGAAUUAUAUAUGUCCGGAAUUGCUCAAAGUAAUUGGCACAGAACCUGAAGCAGACGUACAAUCUGAAUUACUUAAUUCAUUGGCUAGAUGUAUUGAAACUUUAGGUCGUAAUUGUCUUAGUGAUGAUGACAUGAAACAAGUUUUAGAGUUUAUUUCCAAAUUCAUGGAUGAACACUUCGAACGUGCUGGCAAACGUUUAUUGGCUCGCAAUGAGGAAGAUUAUGAUGAUGGUGUUGAAGAAGAAUUAGCUGAGCAAGGUGAUACCGAUACAUUUUUAUUAUCAAAAGUUGUGGAUAUUAUACAUGCACUGUUUGUAACAUAUAAUGCACAAUUUCUGCCAUACUUUGAUCAAGUGGCGACACACUUCAUAAAGUUGCUAGAACCAUCUAGAUGUUGGUCUGAUAGACAAUGGGGUGUUUGUGUAUUUGACGAUGUUAUAGAAUUUUGUGGACCGGACUCAGCCCCAUAUCAACAAAUAUUUACACCAGCUCUACUACAAUAUGUAUUGGACAAAACACCCGAAGUGCGUCAGGCUGCUACCUACGGUUGUGGUGUAUUGGGACAGUUUGGUGGCGAACAAUUUGCUGUAACAUGUGCUCAGACCAUUCCUUUGCUGGUACAAGUUAUAAACGACCCAAAAAGCCGUGAAACGGAAAAUAUUAAUCCAACGGAAAAUGCGAUUUCAGCUGUCACAAAAAUUCUUAAAUAUAACAAGUCCGCCUUGAAUAACAUCGACGAAAUAAUAAGUGUUUGGUUUUCUUGGCUACCCGUUGUGGAGGAUAACGAUGAAGCACCUCAUGUUUAUAAUUAUAUGUGCGAAUUAAUACAGGCCAAUCAUCCAGUGAUCCUAGGGGCGAAUAAUUGUAAUUUACCACGAAUUGUAUCAAUAAUUGCACAGGCAUUUGCAACUAAAGUAGUGGAACCAUUAAGUGAUGUAGGCUCGCGCAUGUUAAAUAUUGUGAAACAAGUAGAAUCAAACCCAGAAGUUUUCCAAGCGUGUGCCGCUAUGUUGAACGCUGAACAACAGCACGCUUUGCAGGAAGCUUACAGAGAAUUGGCAACAGGACCAACACAACAAUCCGUUUAAGUAACAUACUGAAAUUGUAUGUCUUCAAAGCAAUGAUUAUGUAUAAAAAAUUAUAUAUGCAUGCUAUUAAAUAUUAUAUGUUAUUUGAUUGAUACGAAUCAAAUUAUUCAUU